This is a messenger RNA of Lacerta agilis (Sand lizard), 1665 nucleotides long. It is a transcript of the gene POLR3GL, whose product is annotated as RNA polymerase III subunit G like. The coding region runs from base 187 to 843 and encodes 218 amino acids. The record is from RefSeq and is a predicted model, not a curated record. The transcript has 8 exons. Gene Ontology annotation, cellular component: RNA polymerase III complex. Gene Ontology annotation, biological process: transcription by RNA polymerase III. NCBI's taxonomy places the organism in Eukaryota, Metazoa, Chordata, Lepidosauria, Squamata, Lacertidae.
CACAAGUUGAAAGGUGGCACAGCAGAGAGAGAUCUCCCACCUUCGUUGGUACGGUCAUCUUUACCACCUCAGGUUGGGAGACUAGAGAAGCAAAAGUGAGGACUUCUGCACCCUUACACAAAUUUUGCCUCCUGACAACACCUGUCCUAAGACCAUCAGUACCUAUUUCUGCCCAGAGGACCAAUCAUGGCUGGAAGAGGCGGCAGAGGGAGGGGCCGCGGUGGUCACAUGACCUUCAACGUUGAAGCUGUGGGCAUCGGAAAGGGGGAGGCUCUGCCCCCACCCACCCUCCAGCCAUCCCCACUGUUUCCUCCCUUGGAGUAUAAACCUGUUCCACUGCAAACGGGAGAGGAGGUUGAAUACAUGUUGGCCCUGAAGCAAGAACUGAGGGGUGCUAUGAAGAACCUGCCGUACUUCAUCAAGCCUUCUGCACCAAAGAAAGAUGUGGAACGCUAUUCCGACAAGUAUCAGAUGUCCACCCCUGUCGACAAUGCCAUUGAGUGGAGUCCUGAUUGGAAACAGCUACCCCAAGAAUUAAAGAUCCGGGUGCGGAAGAUUAAAAAGCAGAGAGCCACCGUCCUUACCCCCAGGCGCAAAACUCAGUUGCCAGUAGACAAAGAAGAAGCCAUCAAGAAGCUGGAGACUUUGGAAAAGAAAGAGGAGGAGGUGACGUCUGAAGAGGAAGAGGAGAAAGAAGAGGGAGAAGAAGGGAAGGAAGAGGAGGAGGAGGAGUACGACGAGGAAGAAUUUGAGGAGGAGACGGAUUACAUCAUGUCCUACUUUGACAACGGUGAAGAUUUCGGGGGCGACAGCGACGACAACAUAGACGAAGCCAUAUACUGAAGGGGGCGGCCCACCUGGUUUGCAAACAGGGAGGUGCAUCUCACAAGCGCCCCAAACAUCUCUCCCCCACUGAGUAGCCUUUUCUGCCACCCCUUUGGGGUCCUUGGAUGGACAGGCUGUCUCGCAUAGGAUGGGCUCCUGCUUUCUUUCUUUCUGUGGGGCCCCUUUCACAAGCGGAACCUGCCGGAACGUCUGCUCAUUCGGCCUCUAGGUGGCAUCGCUGAUCCAUUCUUCCCUGGGUGCUCCUUGUGUGUGUCUGUGUGGGCACCUGUUGACGUAACCAGCACAGUAUCGUUGGAUCUUCGGCUUCCUCCAUUUUCUUCUGAAAAAUGUGGGUUCCCUUGGGUUUAAUAGGAGAACGUGUGAACUCCUGACACACCUGGCUUUCUUUCCUGAGCUUAGGAAGCUAAUGGAAUCCUUCCAGAAGACACUGAAAGGGACUUUUAUCUGUGGUGUUAAUUCACAGCAAAAACCAUUCCUCUACUUUGAUCUUCUCUUUUGUAAUGACACCUUGCAUUUGUUUUUCCUCUUGUGCGGAAGGCAGUGCCAAACAGAUGCCAAAGAUACAGAUUUUUUUCUUCGGGAAGUACUUUAACGAGAUGGUUUUAAAUUCCACUUUUGACUUCGUGAAGCCCUGUUGAAGAUGAAGGGGACGGAUAGGAGGCAAAGGAGAUAGCCAGCCUCUUCGAAGAGUUGCCAAGAAUCUCCCACAAUCCUCUGGAGCCUGUAACUGGUGAAGGGACACAGUCCCUGUUUGGUGGAAUGCCAAUGCAUAGAAAUUCCCACUCUGAGAUGUACAAAACCUGAUUUUUAACUUUUAUU